Cucumis melo (muskmelon) is the source of this 1584-nucleotide messenger RNA. RefSeq lists its product as uncharacterized. Gene Ontology annotation, biological process: proteolysis. The transcript is spliced from 6 exons. Gene Ontology annotation, molecular function: cysteine-type peptidase activity. The record is from RefSeq and is a predicted model, not a curated record. Lineage: Eukaryota; Viridiplantae; Streptophyta; Magnoliopsida; Cucurbitales; Cucurbitaceae. The coding region runs from base 49 to 1542 and encodes 497 amino acids.
AUCAUUGGAUGUGGUGUAGAUAAAGUAAACGAUCAUGCCAUACCACGAAUGCUGAGGUGGGUGUGCCAACAAUCACCAAAGUCCCAAACUAUAAGCCAGGUGUUUGACUCGCCAAUGUUUAUAAUUAAGGCGGUCAUUGAGAUGACACCUGAAGAGGAGCAAUUGAAAAUUGCUUCAGGUGAACUUUUUGAAAACUUCCGCUCAUCUACCAUUAUUCAGUCGAAGAAUGGUGGUUCAAAAAGAGUACGAGAAGUUGUUAACGAUGAAGAUGAGUUGAAAAAGAGUAAGAAACAGAAGUCCAAGAUUAAGAUGAAAAAGGCUAUUCGAAAUCUCCAAGAUCGAGUAGCGGUUGUUGAAGGCCAACUUAAUACUAUAAAAUCCGAUAUUGACGAAUUGAAGGGCCUGAUGUCAACCAUAUUGAAGCACAUUGGACUUCAAAGAAAGGGUGACGAAGGGGACCACAAGGUGUCCGAAGGCUUGGAGGAUGAACACAUUGAAGUUAAAAAGAAGGGUGACGAAGAUGUGUUGGAGAAGAAGGUUGAUAUUGGUUUAGAGGAGCCAAUAGAUGUCGUUGACGAUGAGGACGUCAUAGAGAUAGAACCAUUUCUCACUCAACGACCACACGUUCGGCCCGCCCGUAGGAAGCGUGCAAGUGUUUACCUAUCAACCCCAUUCACAACUCUACCUAAACGGUCUCUGACAUCAACCACCAGCACCUCUGAGUCUGAAGCAAUUGUUUAUGAUCCUAUGCACAAAAUACUUGACGUCCAUUUAGAUAGACUUCGAGCGUGGAUUACAGACAAGCGUACAGACGAUGAGCUGCGUGAAACCUUUCAUGGGAAAAAAUCGAAGGCUUUUUUCAGAGACUUGUUUAUGUGUCGCCGGUGGUUGUCGGAUGAGCAUUUGGAUGCACUUUUUCUUUUCAUUCGCUUGAAGAUUAAGGCAGCCGGGAUACCUUCUUCUCAGAACUUCACAACUGCGGACACAAUCUUUAUGCGCAUUUUAGUUUCGAAGUGGCCCCUAUACAAAGAAUGUAUUAAAGAGAAUCGCCCGUUUGACUGGGACGAAGAGUAUAGGUUGGUUGACUAUGUUGUCGGGUCAAAAGUGGACUUCCAAGAUCCUUGGGCAAGUGUUGAUUACGUUUACUCUCCAUUCAAUGUCCAUGGCAACCAUUGGGUUCUAUUAUGCUUGGAUUUGGUAAGUUGUGAAGUGAAGGUAUGGGAUUCGCUUCCGUCACUUACAACUGCCGAAGAGAUGACAAACAUAUUACUGCCCAUUCGACAGUUGGUGCCAAAGUUGUUAGAUAGUACUGGCUUCUUUGAUAGGAGAGGUAGAUCAUCGACAUACAAGGAACCUUGGCCAGUUGUCAUUGUUGACCCAAUUCCACUUCAACGAAAUAAUUGUGAUUGUGGCGUAUUCGCAAUUAAGUAUUUUGAGUACAUAGCUGCUGGUGUUGGUUUAGAUACAUUAUGUCAAGAAAACAUGUCAUACUUUAGAAAACAAUUAGCAUUUCAAGUAUGGACCAACACUCCUAUGUAUUGAAAUAUUAACAUAAAUCACAAGUAUCAAUUGGCUGUUCUAUUA